This is a messenger RNA of Cryptococcus amylolentus CBS 6039, 405 nucleotides long. RefSeq names its product plasma membrane proteolipid 3. Gene Ontology annotation, cellular component: membrane. Lineage: Eukaryota; Fungi; Basidiomycota; Tremellomycetes; Tremellales; Cryptococcaceae. The coding region runs from base 53 to 226 and encodes 57 amino acids. The transcript has 5 exons. The record is from RefSeq and is a predicted model, not a curated record.
GCUCAGCCCUCUUCUUCUUUCUUUCCCACGAAUCCAUCCAUCCACAUCCACAAUGGCCUUCACUUGCUCCGACAUCUUCAAGAUCAUCCUUGCCGUCAUCCUCCCUCCUCUUGGUGUCUUCCUUGAGCGAGGAUGUAACGCCGACUUCUUGAUCAACAUCCUCUUGACCGUCCUUGGUUACAUUCCUGGUAUCAUCCACGCUUUGUACAUCAUCCUGAAGUAUUAAGGCGUUCUCUGUCUUCCCGAGGGUGUGAUUACCACCCCAAGGCAAGCAGAGAAAAGGGGACUGAAAUGCAAGAAGUAAUAUGCGUGAAAUGGACUUUGGGGAUGCUCCCGGGGCCGGCGGCGCAAAGCAUGUAACUAUAUGUUCUUAUAACUAGCCUAUGUAUCUCAUCUGGCUAUCGA